AUAAAAAAUAUGCAUAUUAAAAGGCAAUUUAUUUAUUUUUACUCGCCUUUGCUGAUAAGAUUUGAUUAGGGAAGAUCAUGCAUUUAAAAAUAGUAGUUUCACAUUAGAUGUUUGCAUGAUUCGAAAUCUUUGUAGUUCUUCAUUAGUUUGAAAAUCAUUGUGGUCUAUAACUCUUCAUUGAUUCUUUAAGUUCUGAUCUAAAACUGUUCUUUGAAUUAAGGAUGAUGAGAGUUAAUGAAAGUAAAAGAGACAGAAAUUAUUUUAGUUUGAGGAUAAUUGUAAUGUGGUUCCUAUUGCUUUCAGAUGAAAAAACUGAUGCAUUAAAAAUACCUGUCACAGGAAUUUUAAAUUAUAAUGCAGAUAGAAUAGGCACACUUCUGCGUGAAAAAAGAUCCCUUAAGAGGAUAGGGUGUGAUGCAUUAAAGGCUUCAUCACUAACAGCAGGAUUAACAGCUGAUAUUGCUAAUGUCUAUACAAGUGCUCUCAGCUCGGGUGGUUUUUUUGGUAGUAUUCCUGCUGGUGCUUCUGCAUUGACUUCUAAGAUUGCUUACACUGUAAAAUAUGCUGCAGAUAUUGAAUAUGCGGAUCUACGUUGUGACGAAAUCCCAUUUGAUGAAAUAAAGGAAAUAUUAGGGGCAAGAUUUCACAAGGUAGAUGAUGGUUUAAGUAGGAAUUAUGGUGCUAUUCAAGAGAACUUAAAUGCAAUACAUGGAAAUUAUAAAGCAAUUCGACGAGUUGAAGAUAAAGUUGAAAAAAAUUUUGUAGCUAUACAAUCUGGAUUUGCAACAGUAUCCAGUCAACUUGGUAAAGCAAGAGAUGAAAUAAAAGAAGGUUUUGAAAAGAUUCAAUCCUUUAUAAGGAAAUCCAAAGCAAAAGAGGCUACUUCGGGACUAAUCACAUACAUAGAAUAUUUCCAUCUUGAAAAAAAUGCUCUGAAAUAUCUCUCUCAUGAGCAACUUAUUACUCAUCUUGAAGCAGAAGAUAGCAUCUUGAAUGAUUUCAAAAAAUCUAGAACUCCUCAUUCAGCUACUAAUUUACACACACUUUUAAACAAUAUUGUUAAUCAAGGACUGGCUAUACCAGAAAGUGCGAAUGACGAAACAGCAUUUACAGUGCUUUAUUUACUGUGUUUAGGAACAAAUACUUAUAAUUCCAUCUUAUCUUUUUUACUGACUGGCUACAAUUACCUUGCAAAUGAAAGUUACCAAAAAAGCGACUUAGAGAAAUAUAACCAGUACUUGUCUGUUUCUUUAAGAACAUUGAAAGGUUUUACAAAUUCUUUGAUUGGAGUUGAUAACAUGAAUGGAUUAAUUGAUAAGGUUAUAAUUGUACUCAAUACAGUAAAAACCUUAGAUUUUAUCAAAACUAAAAAAAGUAACAUUGUUGAAUUUGUUUCAAAAAAAAUAAAUUACUUUAAUCAGAUAAAAUCCUAUCUUCUGGCAAUAAAUAAUUUACCCAAUACCAAACCAAGGGAACAAAUAAGAUAUAACUUUACUGCUUCUACAAUAAGAACCCCUUUUAUCGGAUGGAAAGAUCACAGAAAAAUCAGUUAUGCUGUUCAAUAUAUGAAUGGGGGGAUUUAUUCUGAAGUUAGUGAUUGGUCUAUCCCUUAUACAAUAUACGGACAAGCAUGUCCAGCUCUUGAUAUAGGAACUGCUCCACGGGAUACAACACGCAUUAUUUUUAGAAAAUUUGAUCAUGAGAAGCCUGAAUUGGUAGGCAUUAUUGAAAACAACCAUCAAAUUGAAUUUCGAGAUAUUCAUCGGGAUCUUUACAAUUCAGCUUUAGAGGCAAAUGAAGAAAUUGCAGCAUUGGAUAUUGAUGUAUUGAUCAAAAAUGGGGCAAACGUUACUAUUCCUUUUGAAGAAGGACGUCAAGCAGUACAUGCGGCUGCACAAGCGGGUAAUCUAGGGACACUGUUAACUUUAGUAAACAAUGGUGCUGAUAUUAACGCACAAGACGGGAAUGGUUUUUCUCCUCUUCAUAUUGCAGCUGAAUUAGGAUAUGAAAAUUUCAUCACAGGGCUAAUCAGACAUGGAGCUGAUGUCAGUGUAACUUCAAACUUAGAUUGGACACCAUUGCAUGUAGCAGCAGAAAUGGGUCAUAUUAGAGCAAUCGAAAAUUUAUUACAAGCUGAAAACAUUGAUACUGAAGCAAAGACUGUAGGUGGCUUUUCUCCACUCCAUUUGACUGUGACUUCCAAUAAAAAUAAUGCCGUAGAUAUGCUGUGUGCUGAUGAGAGAGUCAAUGUAAAUAUCCAAUCAGAAAAAGGUCUUGCUCCAAUACAUUUGGCUGUUUUAGGAGGAUAUGAACAAACAAUUAAUAUAUUACUUAGUAAGAAAAAGAUGGACAUUAAUUUAGAAUCACAUGGGAAUCUGACAGCACUUCAUCUAGCAUCUACUACAGGGAAUGCGAGGAUUGUUAAGCAGCUUCUCGGAGAUAACAGGACAGAUGUCAAUGCUCAUUCUGAUGAGGGUUGGACGCCACUUCACUUAGCUGUUUUGCUUAAUAAAGAAGGUGUUGUUUUUGAAUUACUAGGUAUAAACGAGACAAACAUCAAUGCAAAAGGAAAAGAUGAAUUAACAGCCUUACACCUAGCCGCUUCAGUGGGACUGAAAUCUAUCUUAUACAUUUUAGUGAAUUCGGGAGUGGAAUUGGAAUCGUGUGAUGUACGUGAUUAUACACCACUUCAUCUUGCUGCUGAAAAAGGACAUUUAGAGAUCGUUAGUUUCCUCAGUAAUCAAGGAGUUAACUUAAAUAAGAGACAGGAAAGUGGUUACACACCCUUGGGUCUAGCAGCUUUUAAUGAUCAAAUAGAUGUAGUUGAUUUUCUUGUAGCUCAAGGAGCCAGUAUUAACAUAAAAAAUAAAGAUGGUAUGUCUCUUAUAGAUGAAGCAGCACAUAUGGGUCAUUUUGAAAUAUUAGAAUUUUUUAUAGAAAAAGGCGGCAAUUAUAACGAGAGUGCGCUGUACUGGGCAGUUUACGGAGAUCAGUUAGAAAUAGUUAAAUAUUUAAUAGAGAUGAAAGAAAUGAAUCUAACAAUGAAAGACACUAAUGGGAAAACACUUUUCCACUUAGCUGUAGAGUUAGAUCGGCAAAACACAGUUAAGUACUUCAUUGAUACUAAACAGGCUGAUUUUACAACUGCGGACAAUAUGGGCAUAAUGCCUUUACAUUCAGCAAUAGAACAUGGCUACGUAAAAAUAAUCAACUAUUUAAUUGAAGCAGAAGAUGCGAAUGUAGACAUUAAGGAUAGUUACCGUAACACUCCUCUACACUAUGCAUCGUCUAAGAAUGAUCUUAUAGUUGUAGUAGAAAAACUACUUGAUAAAGGUGCAAAAAUUGAAGCUAGAAACAAGUAUGGUGAAACACCUAUGCACAGUGCUUCCAAAAAAGGCAUUUUAGCUGUUGUAGAAAAACUGCUAGAGAAAGGUGCAGAAAUUAAUGCUCCGAAUACUAUAUAUAUAACACCUUUGCACUGGGCUGCUGCAGGAGGCCAUUUAGCAGUAGUAGAAAAGUUGAUAGAGAAAGGCGCAGAUAUUAAUGCUACAGAGAUGGGGGGCUUAACAGCUCUUCACUCUGCUGCGUCAUUUAAUCAUUUAGCUGUGGUAGAAAAGUUGAUAGAGAAAGGUGCAGAUUUUAAAGCUAUGGAUAUACGUGGUGCAACGGUUCUGCACUGGGCUGCUACAGGAGGUGGUCUAGCGGUAUUAGAAAAAAUGAUAGCGAGAGGUUUAGAUAUUGAAGCCAAGGAUGGACGUGGCGCAACCCCCCUGCAAUGGGCAGCUUCAGGAGGUCAGUUAGCUGUAGUAGAAAAGUUGAUAGAGAAAGGUGCAGAUAUUGAAGUCAAGGAAGAUGGGGGGUUAACAGCCCUGCACUUGGCUGCUUUAUUUGAUCAUUUGACUGUAGUAGAAAAACUGCUAGAGAAAGGUGCGAACAUUGAAGCUAGAAAUGAAGAAGGUGAAACAGCUUUGCACAGUGUUUCCAAAAAAGGUCUUAUAGCUGCUGUCGAAAAGCUAAUAGAUAAAGGUGCAGAAAUUGAUGCACUGAAUAUUGUAGAUGCAACGCCUUUGCACUGGGCAGCUGCAUUAGGUCAUUUAGCUGUAGUAGAAAAGUUGAUAGAGAAAGGUGCAGAUAUUCAUGUUAAAGAUACAGGAGGUGCAACACCUUUGCACUGGGCUGCUAUGGGAGGUAGUUUAGCAGUAUUAGAAAAGUUGAUUGAGAAUGGUGCCGAUAUUAAUGCUAAGGAUAAUACAGGUGAAACACCUCUUUAUAAGGCUGCUAGUUACUUACGCUUAGUAGUAGUUGAAAAGCUUGUAGAAAAAGGAGCGGAUGUUAAUGCUAAGGAUAAUACGGUUAGAUCAUGUCUGUACACAACUGAGACUGCCAAAAGUGGAGAAUUAAUUAAUUGCCUCAGAAAUAUAUUACUUACUUAAAAUGAGACUAGCAAUUGAUUCAUAUAUUGGAUCUGAAGUUUUACCACUAAGAUGACUUAGUCUAUGUCUACACUUAAUAAAAUAAAAUAAAACUUUUUUUUGCUAUGCAAA
Parasteatoda tepidariorum (common house spider) is the source of this 4544-nucleotide messenger RNA. RefSeq lists its product as uncharacterized. Lineage: Eukaryota; Metazoa; Arthropoda; Arachnida; Araneae; Theridiidae. The record is from RefSeq and is a predicted model, not a curated record. Gene Ontology annotation, molecular function: protein binding.